AUGGUCUUUUGGGGGAUAUUUCUACUGCUCGGAUGUGUUGCAUUUUACGUAAAUGCAGGCGUUAUUGGUUCACUUCAGAGUGUCACCGUGGUAGGUCGGUUUGCGUGUGGUAACAGAGCAGCACGUGAUCCUGAUGACCAAUUAAACACCACUAUAUCCGAUGCCAAAGGAGCUUUUGAAAUAUAUGGUCAAGACAAGGAAGUGGCAGCAAUUGAACCCUACCUAAUCAUUAAGCAUAGCUGUGAUAAGGGCGUUAUUAAUCGGGCCAGUCUUCAUAUCUUUUCCUGA
Cercopithifilaria johnstoni is the source of this 288-nucleotide messenger RNA. The record is from the annotation of a GenBank genome assembly. Lineage: Eukaryota; Metazoa; Nematoda; Chromadorea; Rhabditida; Onchocercidae.